Carya illinoinensis is the source of this 2842-nucleotide messenger RNA. Its product is annotated as neutral ceramidase 2-like. The transcript has 10 exons. The record is from RefSeq and is a predicted model, not a curated record. Gene Ontology annotation, biological process: long-chain fatty acid biosynthetic process; sphingosine biosynthetic process; ceramide catabolic process. Gene Ontology annotation, molecular function: N-acylsphingosine amidohydrolase activity. Lineage: Eukaryota; Viridiplantae; Streptophyta; Magnoliopsida; Fagales; Juglandaceae. The coding region runs from base 266 to 2593 and encodes 775 amino acids. Gene Ontology annotation, cellular component: extracellular region.
AAGGGAGCAAGCCAAGCUGUCGGUCUUCUCGAAUCCAUUCCCAGCUACCAGCACGGUUUCUUCACUUUGACUCGAUUGCAAGGCUUGGACGUGUUACCAUCCCACAAAUACACCGUCCUUUCUCGCUUUCUGCCUCUCAUAUAUUCGAUCAAGUUAGUAGAAACUGCUUCGGAUUGAUAUUAGGCAUAUGAAAUCGCUACUCCCGGUGUGCUAAGGAAAUGAGAAUAGCUGGUUGAGCUCUGAUUUAUCUACUUGCUUGAGUGCGAUGGAGUUUCUGUCUCGGUUUAAUCUUAGUUUUCAGAGGCCAUGUGCAAUUAUUUGGUUAUGGAUGGCUUUGGUACUCCUGAUGUGGAACAGUAGACAAGUGGUCUCAGAUUCCAAUUAUUUGAUUGGGCUUGGAAGCUAUGACAUCACAGGACCUGCAGCUGAUGUUAAUAUGAUGGGAUAUGCUAACGCAGAACAGAUUGCAUCUGGGGUUCACUUCAGGCUCCGAGCUCGCACUUUUAUUGCUGCGGAGCCAGAAGGGAACCGAGUAGUAUUUGUAAACCUUGAUGCUUGCAUGGCUUCACAACUUGUAACAAUCAAGGUGAUUGAGAGGUUGAAGGCAAGGUAUGGUGACCUAUAUACUGAAAAGAAUGUAGCUAUUAGUGGAAUUCACUCACAUGCUGGUCCUGGUGGUUAUCUCCAAUAUGUGGUGUAUAUUGUAACAUCCCUUGGAUUUGUACGGCAGUCAUUUGAUGUCCUUGUUGAUGGGAUUGAGAAAAGCAUUGUAGAAGCCCAUGAAAAUCUCCGGCCGGGGUCUGUUUUUGUAAAUAAGGGAGAGCUCUUAGAUGCUGGUGUAAGCCGCAGUCCUAGUGCAUAUCUUAACAAUCCUGCUGCAGAGCGAGCUAAAUACAAGUAUGACGUUGAUAAGGAAAUGACCCUUUUGAAGUUCCUAGAUGAGGAGUGGGGUCCAGUUGGUAGCUUUAACUGGUUUGCAACUCAUGGAACUUCCAUGAGUCGUACAAAUUCAUUGAUAAGUGGAGAUAACAAAGGUGCUGCUGCAAGAUUUAUGGAAGACUGGUUUGAGCAGUCAUAUUCCAGUAGAUUUGGAGCCAAUGGAAUCCCACGAAGAGUCUCAAACUUAAUUCCUGACCUCCAUACUAACCACCAUGAGUUACUGGAGCUUGCUGCUUCAUUCCAGUCACCUCCUGGUAGACCAGCAGGCAGCAUUCUGAGUGUUGCAAGACGUGUCAGGGGUGCUCUGAGGCAGGCUAAUAAGCCUGGAUUUGUAUCUGCUUUUUGUCAAUCAAACUGUGGUGAUGUUAGCCCAAAUGUUCUUGGAGCAUUCUGCAUAGACACUGGGCUACCUUGUGACUUCAAUCACAGUACUUGUGGUGGGAAGAAUGAGUUGUGCUAUGGCCGAGGACCAGGUUACCCAGAUGAAUUUGAAAGUACACGUAUCAUCGGAGAGAGGCAAUUCAGAAAAGCUGUAGAGCUUUUCAACAAAGCAUCUGAACAGUUAACUGGGAAGAUUGACUAUCGCCAUGCUUACAUAGAUUUUUCGCAACUUGAGGUGACACUUCCUAAACAAGGAGGAGGUUCUGAGGUGGUAAAAACAUGCCCUGCUGCAAUGGGAUUUGCAUUUGCUGCUGGAACGACAGAUGGACCUGGAGCUUUUGACUUCAAGCAAGGAGAUGACCAGGGAAAUCCUUUCUGGAAGUUGGUGCGCAACGUACUCAAAACACCAGACAAGGAACAAGUUGAUUGUCAACAUCCAAAGCCCAUUUUGCUUGAUACUGGUGAAAUGAAGCAACCAUAUGAUUGGGCUCCUUCAAUACUUCCGAUCCAGAUCCUCCGAAUAGGACAGCUCGCCAUUCUCAGUGUACCGGGAGAAUUUACCACAAUGGCUGGGAGGCGUCUCCGUGAUGCUGUGAAGUCAGUGUUUGCAAGUGGUGGUCAUGGACACUCUGAUAGCAAUGUUCAUGUUGUAAUAGCAGGGCUAACUAAUACCUAUUCACAGUAUGUGACCACCUUUGAAGAGUAUGAGGUGCAAAGAUACGAGGGAGCCUCUACACUAUAUGGUCCACAUACACUCAGUGCCUACAUUCAGGAGUUCAAGAAGCUUGCAAGUGCUAUCAUUAGUGGUCAAGCUGUUGAAGGAGGGCCACAACCCCCAGAUCUCUUGGAUAAGCAAAUAAGCUUACUUACCCCGGUUGUGCUCGAUGCAACUCCUUUUGGUGUAAACUUUGGGGAUGUUGACUCUGAUGUUGCUAAAAAUUCAACCUUUAAGAAAGGUGAUUUGGUGUCGGUUACCUUCUGGUCGGCUUGCCCUCGAAAUGACCUCCUGACCGAAGGUACGUUUGCCCUUGUGGAGAUCCUCCGUGGAAAGGAUACAUGGGUUCCCGCUUAUGAUGAUGAUGAUUUUUGCCUGCGUUUCAAGUGGUCAAGGCCGUCCCGACUCAGUACUCGGAGUCAGGCAACAUUAGAAUGGAGAAUCCCGGAAUCCACACCACCUGGUGUGUACAGGAUAAGACAUUUUGGUGCUUCAAAGAGUAUUCUGGGAUCAAUACGCCAUUUCUCAGGUUCAUCUAGUGCUUUCGUGGUAGCAUGAGGAUCUCUCUCCUGUCUAUAUAUCUAACUUCUAAGAAAGUGUUUGAAGGUUUUUGUGUGGGAUAUAUAUAUAUAUAUCUAAGGCGAGCGGUUAGCUUGAGAACGUCUUUGUUGUUGUGUAUAAGGCAGUGGCUACAGCCUACAGCCAUCAGGUGUUACUAGAUCAUAUUCCUGUCUUUGUAGCAUUAACUGAUUGCAUAUUUUGUAACAAUCAAAGUUGAAAAUACCAAAAGAAUUAUGCUGUUUACAA